UAGGCAGUUUGUGCGGAGUAUAUUUGUUUUUAGAUUGUCAAGAUUGUCAAAGAUCUAAACACCUUUGCAUUUCAAACCAAUGCACGAAGCCUAAGUCUGAAGCUGUGCGUGAUCGAAGGCCAUUGGCCGCUGCAGCCCACUGCUCACCUGGAGAACAGGCACAGCUUCAGAAGAUCAGCCGUGGUCCCACAGUGGGUAAUCUUUCAGUGGUGCCUGCAGCUUAUCACAACAAUCCUUACCUGGUCCCCUCUGUGCCUAACAGUGAAGGGAAAAAAGGUAUGGCGAGCCUCCUUGAGCGAGGGCUAGUCCUUUGAGCAGCACAUAUCAGCAUUGUGUCUCCUCCAGUGAGACCGAGAACCAUGCCUCUCCGCAGCCGGGAUGAGAAGCACACCACUGCACUUACAGCCCCCGCCUGUGACGCCGUCCCUUCAUGGCCCAGAUUAUUGCUUCACUCUUUGUCAUGGUCUGAUAGACUAUAGGGCUCCAGACUUGUUGGCUUUCAAGCAGCAUUAUUGCCUGUCCUGGGGGGGGAUCCUCUCGCUCUUGGAAAGCCUCACAGAGCUCCUGAAGGAGUACGCUGUGCCCGUGGUGAUUGUGCAUGGAUAGAGGCUGGCAGAGCUGGUGAUGGGCUUGGAGCUGGACAUCCCGCCCGCUCCAGAGUACUUGGUGUCUGUGCUGGAGAACUUCGUAGAUGUGUGGGAGCUCAUGCAUGGACCUGGCCAGCGGUACAAGGGGGUGGGUGGAGUGGGGAUGGCAGCGGUAAAGAUCCAGUCCUCCAGGAGGCGGCAUCACGUAAGAGCAGCCUACCUCGAGUACCGGCGGCAGAAGUGGGCAGCAGGUGCGAUUGCAAUCUCUUGGCUCCUGCACGCUCAGAUGGUGCGGAUGAAGAAGGCCCUGAAGGGAUCGCAUCAGAGACACCUGGAGAAUUUCCGCAGCAGGGCCAAGCAUCUGGCAGCCAACUGGAAUCACAUCAGGACUUCCAGGAGGACUAUUAUCCACAUACCAUCAUUAGGGUAUUCCCAGCCUCUGUGGUUCAGUGUAAAUGAUCUUGAUAUUCAGCAGAAUCUUUAAAUGGCUAGACUGUGUGACAUCCAAGACCCAAGCAUGGAUGUAAUCUACGUGUGCCCUGUGAAGCAGAGUGUGGAGGUGCAGCAGUAUUACUCCCGCCUCCUGGGGCUGCACAAAGUGGUGGACUCAGGGCUGCUGGAGGACGCAGCCGACAUGCAGGACAGGUUCAAAAUCCUCACUCCAAAGGCCAUGGACAGCUUCUAGACCCAUAACAUGUGCCUAUCCACUCUGCUCAAAUACAGUCCUCAGACCAUCAAGCGUAUUAAAAACCUUAUCAAAGGGAGACAUGCCUAUGUCGUUGGAGGUGUCCUGCAUAAAGAUGAUCUAACGGUUGCUGAUAUACUCAACGUGCCAAUCUUAGGGUCAGAGCCCGAAGUGGCCCAUCUGUACAGUACCAAAUCUGGGAAUAAAAGAGUAUUUGCCAGCGCUGGAGUGCCAACCCCACCAGGAGAAUGUGACGUUUACAACUUACAGCAGGAGCCAGCUCUGCUGAAGAUCUUAGAAGAGCUGCCAGAGUAUUUAUCACAGCAUGGCAGGCUGGUCAAUAAGAAAAGAUUCCCAUCCUGGAAAAAGUUCCUGGAAGCAUUUCUCAGUCAAGGUGGUGUAGUGGAGGCCUGCCCGCCUUCAGAAAGCAUUACCAAGCUAACAGUGGACAUGCUGAUCGAGCCCAAUGGGGAGAUGUCAAUGGUGUCGUGUGGAGACCAGAUCCAUGCUGGCACCCCAUUAGAAUGCUGCGGCACGUCCAUACCCCAAUCCUCGGUCGACCCUGACAUCCUCUGCUCCAUGUCCAUGCGGAUCACAGCGGCCGGUAAAUCACGCGGAGUGAUGGGUUACCUCUCCAUCGACCUCGUGACCUUUAUCCAUCCCCACACGCUGGAGCAGCAGGUGAGAUGGACAGCAGAGAGCCCCUUCAUAUAUCAGCGGGGUAAUAAAGAUUGCUCUCCCCCUUGGGGGCUGUAAACAAGAGAGAGGCGAAAAUAAUGCAGAGAUGCUAUCAAAUAAACUGUCACAUCUUAUUGUGUCAAUA
Polyodon spathula (Mississippi paddlefish) is the source of this 2095-nucleotide messenger RNA. Its product is annotated as IQ domain-containing protein H-like. The transcript has 11 exons. The record is from RefSeq and is a predicted model, not a curated record. Gene Ontology annotation, molecular function: protein binding. NCBI's taxonomy places the organism in Eukaryota, Metazoa, Chordata, Actinopteri, Acipenseriformes, Polyodontidae.